AUGGAAAGAAUGAACCAACAAGGAGAAGGAGGAAAAUACGAGCAUUUAUUAAAGCAUGUGAUAGUUCGAGCCAAUCCAGCUGGUGCUAUGUAUCUCUUUCAAAGCAAAAAGGUUUUGUUUAGGUAUAGUGAAGAUUUAAACUUUUCUUUGGAAGCUGAUAGAAUGAUGGGACUGGCAGCCAAAAUGGGAACUAAACUUGUUGAUGGUCGAAUUGCCCAAACUACUCUUGGUUCAAUUUCUUCAAUAUUAGAUGCUUCUCAUACUCAUGGCAAUUAUUCUUUAGGAGAGAUUGCUUUAAGUGGUAAUCAGAUAUUUAAUACUCGAAAGUUCGGCAAUAUUUUAAGCAAAGGUUAUUAUAAGAUAAUUCCCCAUAUUUUUGAAAAAGAUGAAGAAGGUUAUUUUGCUCGGAUAUUUAGCCAAGGAGUUUAUAUUUAUGAAGGACAUCCUCGUGAAUGUUUUUUAGAAGAGGGAGAAAGAGGAGAAUUCGAACGGGGAAUAUUAAAUAGAGAUCCAGUUAUGGUUAAUACUACUAUUCAAGAAAACUAUUCUUCGUCUAUUGGAAGAGAUGAUCUAGUUCAUGUUGACGAUAUGAGACAGAGUGAAGCCACCUUAACAAGAGGAGUUCAGUAUGAGUGGUUUAUGCAUGCUUUUAGUUCCGGUCAACAGGAUAGCCGAGCCUUUCGCGGAUUAGACGACGGAGUAAAAGUUAUUUUAAAACAAGAUGGAGCUGAUUGGGAGUUAGCUUUUAUUGGGAGAGUGGAGAUUACUGAAACUAUUGGCAACCCUGAUAAUAUUGGUUCAGGAGUAGAGAUUGAUGACCCCGAAGAAGUAUUGCCCGAGUUAGAAGACGAGGCUCAAACCGAAGGACUAGAAGAAGCUGAACAAAAUAUGGAACCCGAAGCCGAACAGCAAAACCAAAAUGAUAAAGAACUCCAAGAAGAACUAGAACAGCAAGCCGAACCCGAACAACAAAAAGAGGAUGAGCAGCAAGAAGAACUAGAGCAGGAAGACGAACAACAUAAAGAAAAACACAAAGAGAAAAAGAAAGAAAAACAGAAACAAGAAGAAAAGCAAGACGAACAACAACAACAACAAGACCCAGAAUAUUCAGGAGAACAAGAAAAAGACAAAGAAAAUUUUGAUAAUCCUUGCUGUCAGCAAUGCCGUUACGGUAAAACUCCCCAAGAAAUAGCUAUAAAAUGGCAAGAGUAUGAACAAUCAGUAAUGAGCGGAAAAAGUUCAAAUAUUAACGAGCAAAACACCAAUCAAAGCAAUUCUGAUAGUAGCCAAUCUAAAUCAGAAAAUUUACCUAAUCAAACUAAAAACAAUCCCUCUUCAAACAAGCCCAACACAGCCCUCUAUAUCGGUCUAGCCAUAGCAGGAGUAGCAUUAAUCGGAAUAAUUGCUUACUUCCUCACUAGAAAAAAAGAAUAA
Molecule: messenger RNA, 1434 nt
Organism: Entrophospora sp. SA101
Lineage: Eukaryota; Fungi; Glomeromycota; Glomeromycetes; Entrophosporales; Entrophosporaceae
Source: the annotation of a GenBank genome assembly